CUCGGUAUCAUGCGAACGGAAGGGAGACGACGACGCGACGUGUUUGCUUGCUUGCUUGCUUGCUUGCUUGCCUGCCUGCCUGCCUGCCUGCCUGUCCGCCGAUCGCAUGCAUACGACGACGUAUGUACGACGUGUGUACGACGUCUAUACGACGUAAGCUCUCUAUGAGAUAUGCUUGUAUUGGGCCGAAUAUCGAUAGACGCAUUGACUUCGAAUCAAUUUUUCUAUUUCAAGAAGGAAAGAUUUCAUAUUUAUUGGGGUUACAUGUAAUUCAAGGCUAUUGAGUUCGUUGGACGAAAGAAUAAACCUAUAAGAACGAUAGCUCGAAGCAUUUCUAUUUAAAAUACAUUAUGCUCUCGGGAAUAAUUAUAGUAUCGUGCGCGUAUAUAGAGUAUCGAUGACCGAUAUGCAACGAUUCGGUGAGAACCGACACGCAAGGUUCACGUGAUGCGCACACUUUGUUGAAAUUUCUAUUUUAACCCAUCUCUGAUAGCUUAUGUGAGCGGUGCUUCAUUUUAAUUAUAACUAACGUGGUAUAUUAUUAUUCUACGGCGCAUCCUUGACCUUUCGCAACGGCGCCCUCGCGUCAUCGGCAAAUAAACAUGGAGGCUUUGCGAGAACUUUUGGUGCCGUUUUUACGUAACUAAAUAAAUCGCGACACGUGCGCGAGCAAACUCGGAGAUAAAAUAUACUCGAUUUUUAACUUUGUUGAAUGCGAAUAUUAAAUGAAAUAGAGUGAAAAUAGUUUUAUCAAAUAAAGAACAAAAUCGAGAUGUUCUUUUGUUAACACGUUGCCGCACACUUUUAUUUGACGAUCGUGCUUAGAAAUACGAAGAUCGGACGGUUAUAGCCGUCAUUUGCGGCAACGUGUUAAUAGUUGUAUGAUAUGGCACGAUUAAAAUUCGGAAUCGAACGUUUUCUUUUUCGAGUUUGAGAAAUUUAGUUCUACGAAAAAAUAUAUCGUCAAAUACUCGUGCACUCGUGUAUCAAAAUAAUGAUGGAAAUCGCUACUGAACAGAUAUAACGUGUCAAUUGUAAUCGAUUUAGCGAAUAAUACAUACAUAUAAUAUAUUAUUUUAUCGUUGCGUAGGUUAUAACGAUAGAAAAUCUUACAAUAAAAUGUUGCUCCCGUACGCUGAUAGUGUAUUAUAUAGAUGAAACUGUUCCGCACGUGCGUCCUAAGCUUGAACGAUGAAAGUGAAAAAAGAAAAGAUAAGCCUGGGCAUGCAUAGGUGCAUAGAGUUUGGAUGGAAGAUCCUGCAAGGAUGAAAUUUAUAGAAUGGGCUUAGGAACAGGAUACUGCGAAGGAAACUUGAAUUUCGCCACUGCCUCGGAGGACGAUGAAGUUUACACUAAGAAGAAGGUUUCCAGACAAGAUCCAAUGUCGCAUAGGAUCAUCGAGAAGCGUAGAAGAGAUCGCAUGAACAAUUGUCUCGCCGAUCUCAGCAGGUUGAUUCCCGCGGAAUACUUGAAGAAGGGUCGCGGCAGAGUGGAAAAAACCGAAAUCAUCGAGAUGGCCAUACGUCAUAUGAAACACCUGCAAGGUCUUCGACAAGAGACGAAGCACGCGAGCGUGACACCUGUGCACGCACACCCCGAAGACAGCGUUGACAGCAUUUCUCAUUCGACUGCGGCCUCAACCGCGGCCGAGCACUACAGGCUGGGAUUUCAAGAGUGCCUCAGCGAAACGAUGCACUUUCUUAUCGAGGUCGAGGGCUUCUACGCAAGGGAUUCUCUUUGCGUGCAGUUGACCAAUCAUUUGCAGCAACAUUGCGAGAAGAUCUUGGCCACGAGUGACAGGCUGGGCUUUCCGCAACACGAAAUGCUGCCAAUGUCGACCGGCGGUGGUGGCGUUGGCGUUGGCGGCGGUAGCGGUGGCGGUGGCGGUGGCGGUGGCUGUGGCGGUGGCGGAAGUACAAACGUUACGAGUUACGAUCAUGCGAGCAUACCGAUGAUAUGUCAGCCUACCGUUCACUCCGAUCACGGUUCGAGUUCGGGCGUGAGUUCCUUUGGCGAUUCGGAUCGUCCUCCGCGUCCUAUUGGCGGUUCCGGUGUUUGUUGUAGCUCUGGCAUCAUCAUAUCACCGCCCACGAUCGUCAGCGACGACAGUAACCACAGCAGCCAUUCUCACAGUACACCUCUUAGCGCGAGUAAUAACUAUCGUCCUCAGAAUUAUAAGUUUAAAAGCUCGAUCAAACAGAGGUUUUCCGCCGAGAGGAUCAAGUCGAGUCCUUCUCCGUGUGCUAGCCCUGAAAAACAAACUAAUUCCUCUCAUGGCGUGCCAAUUUUUGCUCUUCACGAUGGUGGUGCUUUUUAUGUUCCUCUCACUGUCGAGGCUUCCAUACUAAGUCCUCACUUUGGACUUAUUCCGGAUAACGGACCGGACACUGUCCUUCAUCCAGUCACCAUAUCCGUCAAUUUUAAUCAACAACAUUCGAUGUCGCCGCAGUCAGCGGCUAGUCCAAUCUCGAUAACUACCAUGACGACGAUGACAACGACGACGACGAUGACGUCGACUACGACGACGGCGACGAUGGCGACUACAACGACAACAGCGACGUCGAUGACGUCGACGACGACCACGGCGACGGCGGCGGCGGCGGCGGCGGCGGCGGCGACGACAACGGCGACGGCGAUAACAAUGUGCAACACCGUAAAUGGAGCCGUACCCUGGUCCUUGCAACAUAGUCCGAUAUAUCAAACGUAAAAGUUUAGAAAAGAUCUAGAAGGUUCUGAAA
This is a messenger RNA of Polistes dominula (European paper wasp), 2738 nucleotides long. RefSeq names its product transcription factor cwo (gene cwo). The record is from RefSeq and is a predicted model, not a curated record. Gene Ontology annotation, molecular function: protein dimerization activity; DNA binding. Gene Ontology annotation, biological process: regulation of DNA-templated transcription. NCBI's taxonomy places the organism in Eukaryota, Metazoa, Arthropoda, Insecta, Hymenoptera, Vespidae.